AUGAGGGUAUAUAGUGAGGGAUUCCACGCAAGCUUCAAUGUGUUACUUGUUCUGCAUCGCCAAAAGAAAACCAGCAAUGAGAGUAAUCCUUUUUGGGGAAAGACCGUCAACUGCCCUGCAACUGUCAUCCAGGAUGGCAUCACAUAUAAACCUGGACAGAAACUGCAUGUUCACCCUGGAAAUCCAGGAUCCCAAAUCGCAGUCAAAAUCCAAGCUGAGGUCAGACAGCAUGCUAAAGAUGCCGUAUUUGGUCAGCGCUCUUCAACUAUCAUCAAUGCUGCUAUCCGGGCCCAUGCCGAUCCGGAAGCUCCACCUGACAGCAGUCCGAACCCUGGAUACCUCAUCAGGGCGGCCAACCGUAUACGCCAGUUGGAUCGACCACAGGAUUCUUCUGACCUUCAAGAUGAGGUGUAUUUCUUGGAACGCCAUGCUCAGGGAUUUUUGCGCAAAGACUUAAUAGUGGACGACAAGCGACAUCUGAUAUUCUAUACAGAAAGACAGCUUCAACUAUUUGCUAAGGUGAAGACGUGGUAUAUGGAUGGGUCAUUUCGAUGCGUCAACAAUCCCUGGAAACAGCUUUUCUCCAUCCAUGGCUUCGUUAAGUCCGGUAGCCACAUAAAGCAGAUCCCCUUGGUGUUUGUCAUUAUGUCCGGAAAGAGGAAAGAAGACUACUACCAGCACCAUCUAAGAAAUCCAUCACUGAAGUGUCUUAAUGACAGCCAUCCGGACCAACAACGAUGUGGAGGGUUGGCACAACAGAUUGAAUACCAGUGUGGCCACCAGGAGACCCGUGCCAUUUUACCAUCUCAUUGCCGUCCUUUACAAAGAGGAAAUGGACAUCAAGCUACAGAUGAAGAUGGUGUCGGAGGGGAAAAUACAGCGAUAUCAACGAAAGAGGACCCGUCAAGUGGAGGGGCGGAUAUUAGAUCUUUGGCAACAAUUCUGUGA
Molecule: messenger RNA, 948 nt
Organism: Saccostrea echinata
Lineage: Eukaryota; Metazoa; Mollusca; Bivalvia; Ostreida; Ostreidae
Exons: 5
Coding region: 1-948 (315 amino acids)
Source: RefSeq, a predicted model, not a curated record